AUGAACUCUAUUGACAACAACUACAUCGAUCUCACUCACAUUGAUCUCUCUACCAUAAAUAUGAAGUUAUGUGAUGAACAAAAUCAAGUGAAACUGACAGUCUGGCAGUGUCGUUCACCUGAUGAUAAGAUGCGACACGAACAGUGUUUCAUAUGCAAGAUGAAUAGAGAAGUUGGAUUGACGUUAAUGAGAAUAAAAUCACCAUCGGUACUUGUUCAACCUAAAGGUGAAGAACGUCAGUUUUUAUGUUUACUUCAAGAAGCGAGUAAGAAUUGUCGACAGAUGCUUUCUGAAACAAGUCAGAUAAUACAGCAACGUCUCCAUCUACUAGAAAGACAGAAUGCAGAGAAGGAGCAAUUGGCAGAAGAGAUGACUUCUAAACUACAUCAUGCUGAAGACGAUCUUAAAGCAAAACCGGAAGAGUCGGAUCAAUAUUGGCAGAUUUUAGACAUUCAGCCAGAGGAGCUGCAGCUUCAUGACGAUUCACUGGGAAAAGGAUCAUAUGGGGGUAAGAUGAUAUUCAGUCAAAGAUUGGAGUGCAGUUUUAGGUAA
This is a messenger RNA of Corticium candelabrum, 552 nucleotides long. RefSeq lists its product as uncharacterized. Lineage: Eukaryota; Metazoa; Porifera; Homoscleromorpha; Homosclerophorida; Plakinidae. The record is from RefSeq and is a predicted model, not a curated record. Bases 1 to 552 code for a protein of 183 amino acids. The transcript has 3 exons.